UCAGGGAGCAGGCAGCUUUACUGCAGCAGACGUGAUCCACUGGCAAAAUCCCCGUUCGCCCGUUUCUCUGAAGGGAUCCGCAACGUCACCAUUUGGUUUAUCGAAUCUGGUUCACGCUGGUCGUCCUAGAACCAGAACACGUUAUACAUUGAAUGCGGGCGGACCGGAAUGGAUCUGGGACCUGGCACGGCGACAGCAGGGAGUUUCAUAUCCCUUAGUGAGAACGAACAAAGAUGUUACUCUGGUCUAUGCACUUUAUGCCAAGCUGACAGCCCGGGUAAACUAGCGGCGAGCAAAGUCGGAGAGCUGUUCCGAGCAUCCCAGUUACCUGCCGAGACCCUGCAUCAAAUUACCGAGCUGUGCGGCGCUAAGCGGCUAGGCUACUUCGGCACGGGGCAGUUCUACGUGGCGCUGAAGCUGCUGGCCGCGGCACAGGCUGGCCUCCCCGUCCGCCUGGAGAGCAUACAGAGCGAACUGCCCCUCCCGAGAUUUUCAGGGAUGAAAAACGAUGCAGAGGUGCUGUUCCUGAACCACUCCCAGAACAGCGAUGCUUCGGGUGCCCAGUUCGGUGUUGCCCCAGGACCGGCGGCACGGUCGGCUGCGGAGAGGGGCAGCUUUAGACACCCCGAGGGCAGCACAGAGAAACCGGAGCCGAGGUCCCCCUCGCUCUCUCCAAUCAGUUCUCCGCCUGGCUCGCCCUCCGCCUAUCACGGCUACGCCCACGGAGCGCAGAGGAACGGCACAGAGACGCUAGCGGGGCAGUUGCCACGGGGACCGGGAUGGCCCUUUGCCCAGCCGGAGGGCUCCUCUCCCGGUCACUACGGGGGCAAGCCCUCCCAGGAACAGCCCACCCUACCCCGGGCUCCCUCUGUGGAGAGGCUGGUGGACCACAGUGCGGAGGACUACCCGGACAACCCCUGGAGGAUAACGGAGGAACAGCGCGAGUACUACACCAACCAGUUCAGAACGCUGCAGCCGGACCUGGGCGCGCUCAUUCUGGGUUCCAUCGCAAAGAACUUCUUCACAAAAUCCAAACUCCCAAUACCGGAGCUGUCUCACAUAUGGGAGUUGAGCGACGUUGACCGUGAUGGAGCACUGACGUUCGCUGAGUUCUGCACCGCCUUCCACCUCAUUGUGGCCCGAAAAAACGGCUAUCCCCUCCCAGAAACCCUGCCCCCGACACUGCUGCCGGGCUACGUGGAGCAGGAUGGAGUCCCUCAGAAACUCCAGGCUGAGGAGAUGUUCUUCAGACCGGGCCAGCUCCCAGCAGAACCAGCAGUCUCAGAGAGGGCGGAACCCCUGAUCUCCUUCGAGGACACGGAGCCGGUUCCCGCUCAGCAGGAGAAGAGUACGGUUGAAACACAGGCCCCCCCGGCCGAGAUCGCCACAUCAAAGCCGGAGCUGAGAGAGGAGCCCUCCAAGUCAGCGUUCAGUCCGAAGAGAGCGUUGAACGUUCCGGACAAGCCCAGUGAAAAAGACAACAGAGCCACAGGGAGGCCAGAUCCCCCUACUGAGCUGGACCCUCAGUUACGAUCGAGGACCAGACCCAGGUCGUACUCCAGCACCUCCAUCGACGACGCCAUGAAGAAGAUCGAGGAGCCCCCCACCCCGCCCCCCCGGCCACAGAGGACCCACUCACGUGCCUCGUCCCUCGACCUCAACAAGCUCUUCCAACAGAGCAGCCAGGGCCUGAAGAGCGGCUGGCUGCCCCACCCUCCCGCGCUCCCCCCCCGGCCCCUGGCCACGCAGGUCCCACACUUUGCACCCGCCGGGGAGAAAAGAACCCAGAAUGCCGUGCAGCAGCCGAACUUCGCUGACUUCAGCAAGUUCAGAGAGGAGGAGGAGGGCUCGCCGAACGCAGGAGAACAGACCCCCCCCAGCAAGGCCAGCACUGCCAGCACUGAGGAUAUCGCCCCCGCCAAACCGGAGGGCACGCUCGCUCAGCCUCCUCAGAAGCCAUUCCGGAGGAAGUAUCGCUCAGACAGCCAGAACCUGGAGCCAGCCCCAGCCACGCCCGUUCCGCCCACCCCCUCCUCCGCCCCUGCGUCUGCCCCGUCCGCUGCUGCCACCAAACCGUCCCAAAAGCUGCCCUCCAGACAGAAGAAGGAAAUCCAGACGGCCAUCCGCAAGAACAAGGAGGCCAACGCGGUGCUGACCCGACUCAACAGCGAACUCCAACAGCAGCUCAAGGACAUCCACCAGGAGAGGAUCACGCUGGAGUCCCAGCUGCAGGUGGUGCGUCCCGUCGCCCUCUGACCGUUCCCCCGGCCGGCCCCGCCCCGACCUCUCCCGACCCGUUCCAUCCCACGCCGCCGCCCCCUCGACCUUCAACAACCUCCAACAACCGAAUGGGACACCUGCUCCGCCUUGCACAUGUUUGGUCGAGCGCCAGCUCAUGCAAAAACUUGGACAGAGUUUAUCUAUUUUCAAACAAAGUCCCAAUCACCAUCUGAAAACAGUGUCCUUUUCUUUCCUGAAGGGAUUCAUUUGGACGAUGAAGACUCAGAUUGAAGAUUCAAAUUGAAGAUUCAGAUUCAGGCAAAUCGAUAAGCGGGCCCAUACAGACCCUGUCUGGCACUGGGUUGUGCUUGCCUGAAGAUUUAGGUGCAUGUGCCAAUGUGUUUUAUUGAAUGUCAAAGUGUGUAUGUGCGUGCGUCUGUGUGUGUUUGUGUGAGUAUGUUUCUCAAAGGACAUCAAAGAGCAGAAGCUAGAGUCUAAGGACAACCCUAAUAGAACCUAAAGGUCAAAGGUCAACAGCCAGUAACCCAACGGUGCAACAGGCUUACCACGGUAAAGUCAACAUAAACCCUGACACUCGCACUGUGGUCAGAAUUCUUCAUUUUCCUUUUGAGAUUUUACUUUAUACCCCAACUGCAUUCAUGCAUUUAAUUCUUAGAGUAUUCUCGCAACUGAAGAUUCAGAUUUCAGUUAUACCACUGGAGAGUAUCCAGUUCGGGCCUGUCUGCAUUACUAAAAUAAACUGUUCCUGUUACCAUGGGGAUUACAUGUACAAAUGAUAGUGUGUACAGUGUUGUUUGAAGUUUGAGUAAUCUUCACAGAGAUGCAGAUUCCCCUCUGAAGCCUCUCGGCUGACAUCUGAUCCUUUUUGUUGUUAAUCUUAUGAAAAUGUCCUGAACCUUGAAAUUCACAAUGAACACUGACUCCCUCCACAGAGACUGAACUUUUGCUCGUCCAUUUGCGGCAAUGUCCUCGUUUCAUUGUAGGGAUAGAGAAAGGAGAAGGAUCAAAGAAUACAUUCCUUAAGAAGGUGGAGUGAAUCCUGUUGCAUGAUGGGAGGAAUGCUGUGUUCGGUUGGUGCUCAGUUCUGAGCAGUGGUAGGGUGUAGUCUGUCUGAUCGAGAGGUUUACUGGUGUUGGGUGACACACUUAAGAUCAGCGGUAAGGCCAGGUUCUGAUUGGUGGCCUGAAUGGGACAUCAACAGUUGUUCAUUUACAGAUCGCCUCUGCUCUCUCCCACAUUGAAGGGCUCUGGUAUUUUGUCCGCUUGAGAUCGUAUCUGGUCUGUCUGUGUUGCUUCCUCAAAGAACGUGAGCAGGCACAGUCUCAUUCUGUUUCAAAGUGAGGUCUCAGAACAGCGUGUCAUGUGUGAACAGAGGUGAUGCCUCUGCUUAUGUAAGAGAAUGCAUUUAUUUUUCAUUUCGAGAAUUGCAGAAAGGAGCAUGUUUUAUAUUGAGCAGCGAAGAGGCAAGAAAGAUGACUAGUUCUGCAUUUAAACGAACCGCACUGAAGAAAUGUCUACUGUAUGUGUUUAGAGAUGUUUUACAUGUGAAACGGGAUGAAACAUUUGCACUUUGUAUUUCAGUCAUACUCCCAACAGUUUUACCCAGUUUUACUCUAAUGUCUUACCCAGAAAUGAUAAAAUGAGAUGAAAUUAGGACCAAAUGACAGCAGUCCUGGAGAAACUCAAUCCCGUAUAUAUUUUCAAAUAUAUUUUUUAAUCACAGAAAACAGAACACUUUGCAGCCAUAAUUUCUUUAUGGUGUUGAAAACUUGAAGAAGACCUGGGAAUGGAGCCCUGAAUCUUAAAAAUAUUUUAGGCUUUCACUUAAAACCCUUCAUUUUCCAACUUUAUGUGGGUUAUCAAUGGUUCUCAGGACCCCUGUCAAAUAUACCAAGAUAGUGGCUGCCAUGAUUCAAAUUAUUACGGUCAUUAACUCGAUUAUCUAGGGUGGGAAGAAGCACAAUCUGUUACUUUGCCUGAGAGAAUGAGCUGAUUUUAAAACGAGCUGUAUUAUGAGCAAGGCAAAGACAUUUUAAACGUCUGUAUCUGCAAAUGUCUGUGACUUUUCUAUGCAAACUGUGGUGCUGGACAAACUCGUUUUUGGCCAGGGUUUUUGAUACAUCUGUACAAUCAUGCUUGUAUAUAGGUAAAAAGAAAAAAAAGAUUUUGUUGCCUUUUAGUUGCUUAAAUUAAACUGUGAACAAUCUGUGAA
Conger conger (European conger) is the source of this 4453-nucleotide messenger RNA. RefSeq names its product RALBP1 associated Eps domain containing 2 (gene reps2). Gene Ontology annotation, molecular function: protein binding; calcium ion binding. The record is from RefSeq and is a predicted model, not a curated record. Gene Ontology annotation, cellular component: plasma membrane; cytoplasm. Bases 169 to 2256 code for a protein of 695 amino acids. The transcript is spliced from 20 exons. Gene Ontology annotation, biological process: endocytosis; endosomal transport. Lineage: Eukaryota; Metazoa; Chordata; Actinopteri; Anguilliformes; Congridae.